Molecule: messenger RNA, 2757 nt
Organism: Spathaspora passalidarum NRRL Y-27907
Lineage: Eukaryota; Fungi; Ascomycota; Pichiomycetes; Serinales; Debaryomycetaceae
Product: putative ATP-dependent RNA helicase
Exons: 1
Coding region: 1-2757 (918 amino acids)
Cellular component (GO): nucleus
Molecular function (GO): ATP binding; RNA helicase activity; RNA binding
Source: RefSeq, a predicted model, not a curated record
AUGUCUGACGACGAAGAUUUUGAUAUUGCUGGAAGUCUCGGUUUAAACCAAGAAGAGGAAGAGGAUUACUCUUCUUCUGAUAAUGAGUCCGAACAAGAAAUCCAAGAUGAAAUUAUUUCUAGUGAUGAAGAAGAGCAAGCUGAUGAACCACCUAAAAAGAAAACCAAACCCACUAAGAAACAAGAAUCUUUCCCAUCCCUUGAAUUAUCUGAUAAUGAACAAGACAGAGAAGAUGCAGAUGAUGACUCCCAAUUAAAUUCAUAUUUCAUUGCCAAUAAUCCUGCCACUAAAAAGGCUAAAGCUGGUUCAUUUGCUUCGUUUGGUCUUUCAAAAUUCUUAUUAACCAAUAUUGCCAAGAAGGGAUUCAGACAACCUACUCCGAUUCAAAGAAAGACUAUUCCUUUAGUUAUGGAAAACCGUGAUGUUGUCGGUAUGGCUCGUACCGGGUCAGGUAAAACUGCGGCAUUUGUUUUGCCAUUAAUUGAAAAAUUAAAAGUGAGAUCUGCUAGUGGUGUAAGAGCAAUUAUCUUAUCACCAUCCAGAGAAUUAGCAUUGCAAACUUAUAAACAAGUUAAGGAGUUUGGUCAUGGUACUAAUUUACAAACAACCGUGUUAAUUGGUGGUGACACUUUGGAAGAAGAUUUCUCAAAGAUGGUUUCCAAACCAGAUAUUAUUGUCUGUACUCCAGGUAGAUUCUUGCAUUUGAAAGUGGAAAUGGAUUAUGAUUUACUGACUAUUCAAUAUAUUGUGUUCGAUGAAGCUGAUAGAUUAUUUGAAAUGGGAUUUGCUAUCCAAUUAAACGAAUUAUUAGCUUCUUUACCGCCCAAUAGACAAUCCCUUUUGUUUUCUGCAACAUUACCUAGAUCUUUGGUUGAUUUUGCCAAGGCCGGAUUGACCAAUCCUGUUUUGGUUAGAUUGGAUGCAGAAACCAAGAUUUCUGAUCAAUUGCAAAUGGCAUAUUUCACCACCAAGAAGAAUGAAAGAGAAGCUAAUUUGUUAUAUAUUUUACAAGAAGUUAUCAAAUUACCUUUAGGUAGUCCUGAGCAAAUAAAGAAGUUGAAAGAUAUGGACAAAAGACAAGUUGAAUCUGACGAAGAAAAUGAAGAAGACGGAAAGAAGAAAAAAUACAAGUUCAAGAAGGAAAGAAUGCCAGCUGCCAAUCAAUUACCUUCAGAAUUCUCCACCAUUGUAUUCGUUCCUACCAAGCAUCAUGUUGAAUAUGUCACAAGAAUGUUGAGAGAUGCAGGAUACUUGGUAUCUUAUAUUUAUGGUACUUUGGAUCAACAUGCUCGUAAGAACCAAUUAUACCAAUUUAGAAUUGGGUUAACUCACAUUAUGGUAGUCACUGAUGUUGCUGCUAGAGGUAUCGAUAUCCCUGUUUUGGCCAACGUUAUUAAUUUCACCUUGCCCGGAUCUUCCAAAAUUUUCAUUCAUAGAGUUGGUAGAACUGCUAGAGCAGGUAAUAAAGGUUGGGCAUAUUCCAUUGUCAAUGAAAAAGAAUUACCUUAUCUUUUGGAUUUGGAAUUGUUCUUGGGGAAGAAGAUCUUGUUAACUUCCAUGCAUGAAACUAAAUGUGAAGUGUUGAAGAGGAAACAAGGUGAUGCAUACGUGCCGCCCAAGGUCAACUAUACUGAAAGAUUAGUUCUUGGAUCAAUUCCCAGAUUGGAUUUAGAAGGCUGUCAAGAAUUGUAUGAGAACUUACUCAGAAAUGAUUAUGAAUUAAAAGUGUUGAGAGACGUUGCAGCCAAGGGUGAAAAGUUAUACCACAGAACAAGACAAGCCGCAUCUCCAGAAUCUCUUAAGCGAAGUAAAGAAAUCAUGGAAACUGGGUCCUGGGAUGAGCAACACGUCUUAUUUGGACCUAAUUUGGAAAAGCAAAAACAAGACUUCUUGGCAAAAUUACAAAAUAGAAAUGUCAAAGAAACUGUGUUUGAAUUUAACAAGAAAGGUAAUGAUAAGGAUGAAAAUAGUCUUGUGGAAUUCAUGCAUAGAAGAAGACGUCAAAUUGCUCCUAUCCAACGUAGAGCUAAAGAGCGUCGUGAAUUGUUACAAAAAGAAAGAAAUGCUGGAUUGACGCAUGGUAUUGAAGAUGAAAUCUUGCACGAAGAAGGUGAAACUGGAUAUAAUGCCGAUGAACAAGAAUUGGAACAAGUGUUUGAAGAUGCUGAUAAGAUAAGUUCCAAGAAGAAGACAUACAGAGAUCCUAACUUCUUCCUCAGUCAUUAUGCACCAGCUUCAGUUAUUCAAGACCAACAAUUAUCUAUCUCAUCAUCAUUUGCUAAUGAUGCCCAAGCUGCUACUUUCGACUUGGAUAACGAUGACAAGAUACAGAAGAACAAGCAAACAAUGGCUUGGGAUAAGAAGAAGGGUAAGUAUGUCAAUUCCAAAUCCACGGAUGUUAAAUAUAUCAUUGGAGAAAGUGGUCAAAAGAUCCCUGCAACUUUCAGAUCCGGUAAAUUCGACGAAUGGAAGAAAAAGAGAGGUGCUAAUCUUACAACUGAAUCCACGGGUGAAAGUGAUAAUAAGCGUUUCAAGCACAAGAAGGUACAAACACCUAAAUUACCUGAUAAGUUUAGAGAUGAUUAUCACAAACAAAAGAAGAAGGUUGAAAAGGCUGUUGAAGGUGGUAUGAAGGUCAGAGGUUAUAAUAAACCAGGACAUCAACAAGAAAUCAAAUCUACUGAACAAAUUAGAAAGGCUAGAAUGGUUAAAGAACAAAGAAGAGCAAAGAAUGCUCGUCCAAGUAGGAGAAAGUAA